Messenger RNA from Cuscuta campestris, 2915 nucleotides. The record is from the annotation of a GenBank genome assembly. Lineage: Eukaryota; Viridiplantae; Streptophyta; Magnoliopsida; Solanales; Convolvulaceae.
GCCCAAUAUUUUAAUGACCACAUGAACCAAAAAGCCUACAUGAAGUUCCGAGCGACCAAAAUAGAAGCAGGCAGUCCUAGUCACUUCCGGCGCACGGAGUUCCCGCUUUGCCGUCGCCGGUUUCCCCAGUCCGGCCGUCCGUACUGUGGAACGGAAUCCACCGCCUAUCCCUAGCCAGCCGAACCAACUCAGUCAAAAUAGAAUUCCAGGUUUUUGAGGAAGAUGCCGAAAGGAUCUAAAAAGCGUGCCAGAGUAGAGUCUGAACCACCCUACCAGCUCGAUUCACUUCCAUGGAACUCUUCUCUCCCUGAGAACGACGGCGCCCUCGACCUUCUCUUAGGUUCCAAUGAACUCGGAGGAGGGUUUUUAUCACUGGAAGAGAUUGACGAAGAAAAUUAUGAAUUGGAGAUUCAAAAGUUGAGUGGAGGAAAUGAGAAGCUUAAGACACAAGCAAAAAAGCAGAAAAUAGAUGAGAGUCACAAUGAUUCAAAGGCCGAAGGCCGAAAAGAUGAUGAGGAAAGCAAUCAGAACAGAAAGAAAAAAAGUAAGAAGAACAAAGAUAAUCUGCCGAGCAAAGCAAAAGAAAAUAAAGGAUUGAUGGCUGGCUUUUUGUCGAUGGAAGAGGUUGAUGAAGUUAAAUAUGAAUUCGAGACGUCAAAGUUGAGUGGAGGAAAUGAGAAGCCAAAGUCAAAGAUGAAGACACAAACAAAAAAGCAGAAAAUAUUUAAAGGUCGUAGUGAUUCAAAUGGUGAAGAGGCCGAAGACAAAGAUGUUGAAGAAAAGAAUCAAAAGAAAAAGAAAAGAAGUAAGAAGAACAAGGAUAAUCUGGCAAAUAGAGCAAAAGAAAUUACAGGAUCAAUGUCUGGCGAUUUAGAAGAGGAUUUAGUAGAUGAUAUUGAGUUCUGUGCAUGGAAUGAACUGAGACUUCAUCCCCUGCUUAUGAAAUCAAUACUGAGACUGAAUUUCAAAGAACCAACGCCAAUACAAAGAGCUUGCAUUCCUGCUGCUGCUCAUCAAGGAAAGGAUGUUAUAGGUGCUGCAGAGACUGGAUCAGGAAAAACACUUGCAUUUGGUUUACCCAUUCUUCAACGCCUUCUUGAAGAAAAAGAAAAAGCUGACCGACUUACUGCAACAAAUGGAGAGGUAGAUGAAAGAAUAGCUCCUAGAGAGCUUCUUCGGGCGCUAAUUAUAACUCCUACAAGAGAGCUUGCACUUCAGAUCUCAGAUCACAUAAGGGCAGUGGCAAAACAUACCGAUAUAAGGGUUGUUGCAAUUGUUGGUGGUAUGGCAACUCAGAAGCAAGAAAGACUUUUGAAAAGAAGACCAGAAAUUGUUGUUGGCACUCCUGGGAGACUUUGGGAACUUAUGUCAAGUGGAGAAAUUCAUCUUGUAGAGCUACAUUCAUUGUCAUUCUUUGUGCUGGAUGAGGCUGACCGUAUGAUAGAAGCUGGGCACUUCCAGCAGUUGCAGUCCAUAAUUGAUAUGCUUCCCAUGUCCAGCGGAUCAAUUAAUGGGCAUUCUUCAGAAACACAGAAUGGCACAACUGUUUCAAGUGUUCAAAGAAAGAAAAGGCAAACUUUUGUCUUUUCUGCAACCCUUGCCCUAUCUGCCGAUUUUCGGAAAAAACUAAAGCACAGUUCAAAAAAGUCAAAGUUUGAUGGCGAGCUAAAUUCAUUUGAAACUCUUUCAGAGAGAGUCGGAAUGCGAGAAAAUGUUGCUAUAGUUGACCUAACUAAUGCAUCAAUAAUGGCAAAUAAACUUAUGGAGUCGCUCAUUGAGUGCACGGAAGAAGAUAAAGAUGGAUAUCUUUAUUAUAUCUUGAGUGUUCAUGGGAAAGGGCGCACAAUUGUUUUCUGUACAUCUGUUGCUGCAUUAAGGCAUCUUGCCUCAACACUGCGCAUUCUUGGUCUCAAUGUUUCAACACUUCAUGCCAAGAUGCAGAUGCAAGCACGACUUAAGGCAAUUGAUCGUUUUCGCGUUGAUGAAAGUGGCAUACUUAUUGCUACAGAUGUUGCAGCCAGAGGCAUUGAUAUUCCCGGUGUUCGAACUGUUGUUCAUUACCAGCUUCCACAUUCAGCUGAGGUUUACGUUAAUAGAUGUGGAAGAACUGCCAGAGCUUUCUCGGACGGAUGUAGUAUUGCGCUAAUCUCUCCAAAUGAUGCAUCAAAGUUUGCUUCUCUAUGCAAGUCGUUUGCAAGGGAAAGCUUCCAACGAUUUCCUGUAGUGAUGUCAUACAUGCCAGAGGUUGUGAAGCGAUUAUCCCUUGCCCAUCAAAUAGACAAAUUUCUUAAGAAGGACUCUCAGGAUAAGGCCAAGAAAACAUGGUUUGAACGGAAUGCUGAUUCAGUUGGAUUGGAGUUGGCUAGUGAUGAUAGUGAGGAGGAAAGGGUGAAUUCCCAUAAGCGACAAAAAGCUACCACUGCUCAUUUAAAGAAUUUGCAGCAGGAGCUGAAUUCUCGCCUUUCCCUUCCAUUACAACCCAAGACAUUUUCAAGUCGCUUUUUGGCAGGGUCUGGGGUUUCUCCUCUCUUGCAAAAUCAAUUAGAGGAACUAGCUAAGCAAAGACUUGGCCAAACAAGUAAUAGUGUGAACAACAAAAGGAAAAGUUUGUUGGUUAUGGGACAGGAUCUUGUAGAACCACUCCAGGCACUUCAAAGUGCUGGGCCAGGGGCACAUCUGGAUUUUAAGGACAUUGCAGAAAAGAGGAAAAAUUGGGACAACAUAAGGAGAAAGAGGAAAGAAGCGAAAAAACGUCAGCGCGAGGAACGCCGAAAGCAGAAGAAAAGGGAAAAGGUUGCAAGGUGCGCGGCAAACGAGGCGAAACUCUUGGAGUAAGACAAUCACAAUCUCAUUUCUUGUGUUUGAGUUUAACAUUAUAAUUUCAGUCCAGAACUGCAUUUCUUUUGGUGUCGUCU